GCGGAAAGGGUAUUUAUAGAGACUCCUUGCUCUUAAUAUACACAAAGACACCUCUUUCCAUCUCUAUGCUACCGGCAGCAGAAAGACAGCUGAUGCAUCUAGCUAUUCCAAAAUAGUAAAUUGACCGUUCCGUUGGAAGAAGUGGUUGGGAACAGAACUGUACAGGGAGGCCAAAACCGAAGGAGCUCGCAGUCAGGAUUCAAAGAGAGGAGACGUCUGACAGCUGAAGCCAGCAGGGAGGGAAUCGAAACGAUCAGCCGCUCCUGAGACUCACAGAGUGUAUUCUGUACUGAGUAAAUAGCUAACUGCUAAAUCUUCAGUGAUAGUGUUACUAUUAUGAAUGUUGGUUUUGCUCUGCCAGGGCAAACACAGCGAUGCAUCCUCGUUACAGUGCAGGACUUUGGUCUAGUCCAGCAUAAAAACUAGCUAAAAUCCAAACAACUUAUUAUAAAACUAUUGAUGAUGGACCAAUCUGAAGCUACAGCCUGUCGAUGUUACCCAUUGAGGCUCCAGACCAGUUGUAGCCCAGUCAGAGACACGGGUAGCAGGAUAGGGAAGCAGAGCGGAGAGGCCGCUGCCGCCACAGCCGGGCUGGCGGAUAAGAUGGCGGGCAGCCCUGAGAAGAGUGUCUCUGCGCAGGAGUGGAAGGAGCAAGGCAACCGUCUCUUCCUCAGCCGCAAGUACCAGGAGGCGGCUGCCUGCUACAGCAAAGCCAUUAACCGGAACCCCUCAGUGUCUGUGUACUACACCAACCGGGCCUUGUGUCAUGUGAAGCUGCAGCAGCAUGACAAGGCCCUGGCUGACUGCAAGCACGCUCUGGAGCUGGACAGCCAGUCGGUCAAGGCCCACUUCUUCCUGGGCCAGUGCCACCUGGAGAUGGAGAACUAUGACGAAGCCAUCGGCAACCUGCAGAGAGCAUAUAACCUGGCAAAAGAGCAACGUUUGAACUUUGGUGACGACAUUCCCGGAGCCCUCCGGAUAGCCAAGAAAAAGCGCUGGAACAGCAUUGAGGAGAAGCGCAUCAACCAGGAGAACAAACUGCACGCAUAUCUCACCAAACUGAUUCUGGCUGAGAAGGAGAGGGAACUGGAUAACAGCAGAGAUGAACAAGAUGACAAGUUAGAGGAACGCAGAAGCCGACAUGACCUCACAAAGUUCCAGUCUAAACAUGACAAGCACCUUGCGGAGAUGGAGGAGCUUUUUUCUCAGGUGGAUGAGAAGAGGAAGAAGCGGGAAAUCCCGGACUACCUGUGUGGAAAAAUCAGCUUUGAGUUGAUGAGGGAGCCCUGCAUCACUCCCAGUGGGAUCACCUACGACCGCAAAGACAUCGAAGAGCACCUACAGCGAGUUGGCCAUUUUGACCCAGUGACACGCAGCCCUCUGACUCAGGAUCAGCUGAUCCCUAAUUUGGCCAUGAAGGAGGUCAUCGAUGCGUUCAUCAUGGAGAAUGGAUGGGUGGAGGACUACUGAAUGUAAAAAGUAGAGAGAGGGAGGGAACGCAGGAGGGAUGAAGGGAGGGAGGAGAAAAACCUGACAUUACAAGUCAGAACCAGAUGCCCUCCUUUCAUAUGUCGAGGCCACACCGUAUACUGUCACACCUCGACUUGGACUGCCACCCCGCCACCCCAUCUUUUUCUCAUCUUUCAUUCCUUGUCAGACAAUUACAUUUUCUCACUGCUGCUCAUACUGGUCCAAACUAAUCCGGACCCAACAAUCACGACACGCCACAAUACCAAACACUUCAACCGAAUUGGAGAGCAUCAUCCACCAAAGGGAGCUGGUCAGAAUCUGGUAGCCCCAAACCAGUUGGACCGCCCACACGAACGUUGCAAUCAGAACAUCAUCAUCAUCAUCAUCAUCUUCUUCCGCUUAUCCGGGGCCGGGUCGCGGGGGCAGCAGUCUAAGCAGGGAUGCCCAGA
Esox lucius (northern pike) is the source of this 1919-nucleotide messenger RNA. Its product is annotated as STIP1 homology and U box-containing protein 1. Bases 460 to 1470 code for a protein of 336 amino acids. NCBI's taxonomy places the organism in Eukaryota, Metazoa, Chordata, Actinopteri, Esociformes, Esocidae. The record is from RefSeq and is a predicted model, not a curated record. Gene Ontology annotation, cellular component: cytoplasm; Z disc. The transcript is spliced from 10 exons. Gene Ontology annotation, biological process: protein polyubiquitination; positive regulation of proteolysis; proteasome-mediated ubiquitin-dependent protein catabolic process. Gene Ontology annotation, molecular function: ubiquitin protein ligase activity; protein-folding chaperone binding.